UACUGUCUUUGUCUGUUGAAACGCCGCUGUUUCAGGAAGCAAACUAUUUUCUUUUUCCUGAAAUUUCGCCUUUUUCUUUUGCUUAUCUCGUCCCCCUUUUUAACGUUCUCCCGUGUGAUUUCGCCUUUUUUUUUAAUUUUCUCUAGACUAUAACUCUGUUCAUUUCACCUUUUAUAGUGUCGGCUACGCAGUAGCUGCGUUUGUAAUCGCGUUUUGAAGUUAUCUCUAUCUAAUGUGAUUGUUCGGCUAGUAAAUGCUUCGCUCUUAGUUCCCAAGAUUUUUGUUUCCCUUAAUAAUCUCUUUGAAGGCCCAAAUCUUUGCAAAUUUUAGUCUUUGGUUCUUCUUCUUCAAUUUUGCUUGAUAAAGUUUUCUUUUAACCAUUUUGUUAGCUUUAAUAAUUGGUGAUGUUUCAGCCUUUGAAAAUGAACCGGAAUCGAAGAAGAAACGUUCAUCAGGUUCAAGGAUGUUUAGGUCGUAUGGUAAACCUGUUCGAUUUCGGAACAGUUGGUAGUGGGAAGAAACUGCUCGAUAAUAAACCCUACUUUGACGAAGAUGGGUUUAUAAAGAGUAAACAGUUUGAUGAGAUAGAAUAUAAAGUUGUGAGGAAUGGUUUUACGGUUGGAGUCAAUGGAACUCCGAUGAAGAUGCUACUAGCUGAGGAGAUGUCCAAAGAUAUGGAACUUAAUCUCGGUUCCACAAACUUGGUUGCCAAGUUGAUGGGUCUUGAUUCUUUCCCUCAGACACAACCGGAUGCUAUAGUUCCAAGGAGUAACAACUCUAAACCUCGGCUAAAGAGGUCGUUAAGUCACGGGGAGUGUAAAAAUGUCUAUGAGAUUUGGGAGAAACCAGUGGAGGGUUUAAGCAAAAAGAAGAUGGACAUUGUCCGUGAGAAGUUCUUGGAGGCUAAACGUUUAGUUACAGACGAUAAGCUACGACAUUCCAAAGAGUUCCAAGAAGCUAUGGAAGUUUUGAGUUCAAACAAGGAGUUGUUCCUCGAGUUUUUGCAGGAGUCGAAUAACUUCUUCUCUCAUCACCUCCAGUCCUCCACAGCGCCACCAACUCCGGAGAAGUCGCCUAAGCGUAUCACUAUUCUGAAGCCUUCAAAGAGCAUUGAGUCUCCUGUUGAAAAGGGUAUUCGUUUGUUCAAAUGGCCUGGUGAAGAUGAAUAUAAUCCGACAAAGCAAACUAGUAGAAAAGUUGUACUGAAACCUAAUGGCCAUGUGGGAAAGGCUUCUUCAUGUCCAGCCUCUCCAAGAGAUGGUUUACCUGUGGAUGACUAUGAGGAGAUAAAAGAUGUGGCUAGGAGAGUGAAGAGACAGAUUCUCAAGGAAGAUACUUCACAUUCUUCUGUCUUCUCCAACGGCUAUGUAGGCGAUGAUAGUUACUACGCAGAUUCUGAGAUCAUAUCACCGGUUUCUAGGCAUUCAUGGGAAUAUACGAACAGCCCAUUUUCUUCUUCGCCUUUUAGCAGAGCCUCAGGUUCUCCAGAGUCGUCAUCAGUUUGCAGAGAGGCUAAGAAACGGCUUUCAGAAAGAUGGGCAUUGAUGGCAGCAUCGAAUGAGAACUUGCAGGAGGAGGUUGAAGUUAUUCAGAAGAAAGGGGCUAAUAUUUCUUUAGGUGAGAUGCUUGCACUUUCAGAUUCAAUGACUGAUCUUAGAACUGAAGAUAAAGAAGAAGCAAAUGAUUGUUAUGAAGAACAUGAUGUUAGAGUGUAUCCAUCUUGCUUAGCUGGUGAUGAUUCCAGUAGAGAGGAUGGGAAUUUAAAGCCAUUUAAUAGCCUUAUGAGAUCAAAAUCUCUCCCUGAAGAGUUGACUAAGUCAAAAAGCUUGAAAUGGUCUCUGAAAGGUAAAGUCUCAAAGUUUCUUUUCUCAAGAAACAAGAAAGCAAGUAAAGAGAGAUCUUCUGAGGAAACUCCAGAAUGUGAUGCAUCAGUUUCUGCUAGAAGCUUGGUUUCUCAGGAGGCAGGCUUAUCAAUUGCAAGGUCAGCAACUUUUGGAAACUCUAGGGAGUGGCGUGAUGAGCCGAGUCCAGUUUCAGUCUUGGAAACUUCUUUUGAUGAAGAUGAUGGAAUCUUUUUUAAUUCCUCUGUUUUGAAUAGAUCAUCCUCCUCUUCUCUUGAACCGGAGAUGAUGAUGUCCAUGAGAUCCAACUUACUAGGCAAAUCUCCCUCCAUUGGUCGGAGUUUUUCAUUCGACGACUCAGCAGUAUCUCGGUGCUACUCAUCAAAACGCUCUACUCUUUCCACAAGAGAGGAGGAGGAAGAAGACUUGCGUCUCCUUGUCAACGCACUCUUAUCAGCAGCUGAUCUAGAUGAAGAGUCAGAGUCAUUGUCGUCAUACCUUUUGUCUAAAUGGCAUUCCGUAGAAAGCCCACUAGACCCAUCUUUGAGAGGCAUCUACGCGAACUCGGCAGAACAUCAAAGACUAGGAACCAACGUGAAGCAGCUUGUGUUCGACCUCGUCAACACGCUGCUUUUGGAGCUGACACCGAGCUAUCUCGGACCUCGUGGUCUCAAGAUUCUCUCUGGCAAGACGUUGGGGGCUUAUGCAAUAAACCGGAUGCAAGAAUGUUUAAAGGGUAAUGGAAGGGUGGUGGAUCGGUGGUGGGAUGAAGACGGAGACUUGAGCAGUUUGGCGGUGAAUAGAGUGGUGAGGAUGGAAGUGGCGGAGAUUGGUUCACCGGAGAGUUUGAGGUUGGAAAUGGAUUCCAUGGGAGAAGAAGUAGAGUUUAAGUUGCUGGAGGAGUUAGUGGAGGAGUUUUUGAUGGAUUUUUCAGAACAAUCCAAAUUCUUCAUUUCAAGUAUUUGUUAAUCAUAUAUGAAUGUAUAUUAUAUGGUUUUUUCGUGUGUAUAUGGUUGAAUCAUAUUUUUUUGUUUUUGGUU
Brassica oleracea var. oleracea is the source of this 2881-nucleotide messenger RNA. RefSeq lists its product as uncharacterized. The record is from RefSeq and is a predicted model, not a curated record. The transcript is spliced from 4 exons. Lineage: Eukaryota; Viridiplantae; Streptophyta; Magnoliopsida; Brassicales; Brassicaceae. The coding region runs from base 405 to 2810 and encodes 801 amino acids.